Messenger RNA from Malassezia restricta, 1584 nucleotides. RefSeq names its product transcription activator of gluconeogenesis ERT1. Gene Ontology annotation, biological process: cellular response to starvation; regulation of DNA-templated transcription. Bases 1 to 1584 code for a protein of 527 amino acids. Gene Ontology annotation, molecular function: DNA-binding transcription factor activity, RNA polymerase II-specific; zinc ion binding; RNA polymerase II transcription regulatory region sequence-specific DNA binding. The record is from RefSeq and is a predicted model, not a curated record. Gene Ontology annotation, cellular component: nucleus. Lineage: Eukaryota; Fungi; Basidiomycota; Malasseziomycetes; Malasseziales; Malasseziaceae. The transcript has a single exon.
AUGGGAGAGAAUACGGAGGUAGCGGUCGGAACAGCGGCAGGCCAAACUAUCUUUUCUCCUUCGCCUGACAAAUCGUAUGCGCAGAUGCGGGUAGAGCAGGCUGCUGCUCCAAAAACGCAGGCGGAGCGUCCGGCGCGACGCAAAAAGGCCAGCAGAGCCUGUUAUCACUGCCAGAAAGCACAUCUGACAUGCGAUGACUCGCGUCCGUGUCAGAGAUGUGUCAGAAAAGGACUUGCACACCAGUGUGUGGAUGGAUAUCGAAAAAAAGCCAAGUACCUCUUAGAAGAAGAUGAAAUUCCAUCAUCUGCAUCGGCCGUGACACCGACAGAGUCCAUGCAUCAUCAUACCACAACACCUCGACGAGAUACAAGCAUAUUAUUGAACAAUGCUCCCGAUAGGCUCUCCGUUUCACACCCCGGCGCCCAUUUUACGAACCCCUCCUUAUUUGGGAACACUACUUCACAUGGCUUCUUGCGCCCCAAUGAUCAGCAUGCAGCUCAGAACUUAUCUCGCUUCAUGCGACCUGAUGUGGGGCGCUCUGCGGCUACCGAUAAAGGAUCCAUAUGGAGCAACGAACCCGUCUCUCUCGAAAGCUCGAUCCUCUCGUCCAUGAUCCAUGACAUGGACUACUCGAAACAGAGCUCCGAUUCGCCCGAUGGGCCUUCUAUACCCGCGAUGGACUUGAUGGAAAGUUAUACUCAUAUCAGCAAUAUGCCCAUGGGUGAAGAUGAGCUGAACCCGAAUGGUGUGCCCCAACCAUCGUCAACAUUGCAGUCCGGCAGCAUGCUCGGUCAAUCCCCCCAAAAUACAUUUUCGCCGCUUUCGUUUGUUCAUGGACCAAACAUGCCAAAUACAACCGUACUCGGAAAGGCACCAGACAUGACGCAAUUCGAUACUGAAACUAGCUUGCGGAGUAAUGCAGAGGCAGACCUGUCUCAUCAUGCGGCGAUACAGCAGCGUCCUGGUAUGCCAUAUAAACCCGAAAGUGAAAUUCAUAUGGAUCAGAUAUGGCGUCAGCGCGUGGCUAAAGUGUAUCGUGACAAUACCAGGCCGUUCCCUUACACCGAAGGCUACCAUAUUCUACUAAAGUAUGCAACGCAAAAGUACGAGAAAGCAGAUGUUCUACGGAUCGUGCGUGCAUUGGCUAUAUACCGCCCGUCACUCAUUGCAUUGCAAAUGCCGCUCAGUGAAGAAGACGAGAUUUUUGUGGAACGUGCGUUCCAACGGACCAUUCUUGAAUUUGAGAAGCUCAUCUCCUUUUCAGGUACACCUACCGUCGUCUGGCGCAGGACGUGUGAAAUUGCGGUCGUGGGCGCAGAGUUCUGCAUGUUGACACAGUGGAGUAAGGACGAUCUGAUGGGAAAGUACAUUUAUCAAUUCAUGGACAAGGAAUCAGUCAUUCAUUACUGGGAAACAUUUGCGAGUCACGCGUUUGAAAACACGACACAGUCGGUCAUGACCAAAUGUACGCUGAUCUCGCCUACGGGCAAGCAUAUUCCCUGUACGUGGUGUUUUACCAUCAAACGCGAUCCCUUCGAUCUCCCAGGAUACGUCGUGGGGAACUUUCUGCCUAUCUUGUCAUAG